Messenger RNA from Hippopotamus amphibius kiboko, 1455 nucleotides. It is a transcript of the gene GNMT, whose product is annotated as glycine N-methyltransferase. Gene Ontology annotation, molecular function: glycine N-methyltransferase activity; glycine binding; identical protein binding. Bases 286 to 1254 code for a protein of 322 amino acids. NCBI's taxonomy places the organism in Eukaryota, Metazoa, Chordata, Mammalia, Artiodactyla, Hippopotamidae. The transcript is spliced from 6 exons. Gene Ontology annotation, cellular component: cytosol. Gene Ontology annotation, biological process: S-adenosylmethionine metabolic process; one-carbon metabolic process; regulation of gluconeogenesis. The record is from RefSeq and is a predicted model, not a curated record.
GCGGGCGCUCUCACGGCUCCCCCUUCUCCUGGCCCCUCCCGGGUCCUCCUGCGACCUGGGUUAAGUGGGCAGGGGUCUGCGAGGGUCCUUUCCCGCCGAGGGCUCGUCCAGAGGGCCGGAUCUUCAGGCGGGCGAGAAAGGCUCCUCCAAGAUUGCCAGGCAGCGCCCUCCCCGCUGCCUAGGCAGCCGCGGCCCCGGCCCGGAGCCCAGCAGGGGCGUGUCCCCGCGCUCACCUGCCAUUGGGCAGGUGGGGCCGCCGGCGCUUUGGCAGGGGCCGUAUUAUAAAUGCGGAGCCGCUGGCAGCGGAGCCAGGCGCGUCGCAGGAUGGUGGAGAGCGUGUACCGGACCCGCUCCCUGGGGGUGGCGGCUGAAGGGCUCCCGGACCAGUACGCGGACGGAGAGGCGGCGCGUGUGUGGCAGCUUUACAUCGGGGACACCCGCAGCCGCACCGACCAGUACAAGGCCUGGCUGCUCGGGCUGCUGCGCCGGCACGGCUGCCAGCGGGUGCUCGACGUGGCCUGCGGCACCGGGCCUGACUGUCCCCUCUGCCUGUCAUCCCUGGUCCUGCCCAGGGUGGACUCCAUCAUGCUGGUGGAAGAGGGCUUCAACGUGACAAGUGUGGAUGCCAGUGACAAGAUGCUGAAGUAUGCACUUAAAGAGCGCUGGAACCGGCGGCACGAGCCUGCCUUUGACAAGUGGGUCAUUGAAGAAGCCAACUGGAUGACUCUGGACAAAGAUGUGCCCCAGCCACCAGGGGGUGGCUUCGAUGCUGUCAUUUGCCUUGGAAACAGUUUUGCCCACUUGCCAGACUGCAAAGGGGACCAGAGCGAGCACCAGCUGGCCCUGAAGAACAUCGCGAGCAUGGUGCGCUCAGGGGGCGUGCUGGUCAUUGAUCAUCGCAACUACGACCACAUCCUCAGCACAGGUUGCGCACCCCCAGGAAAGAACAUCUACUACAAGGGUGACCUGACCAAGGACGUCACGACGUCAGUGCUGACAGUGAACAACAAGGCCCACGUGGUGACCCUGGAUUACACAGUGCAGGUGCCGGGGACUGGCCAGAGCGGUUCUCCUGGCUGGAGUAAGUUCCGGCUCUCCUACUACCCUCACUGUCUGGCAUCCUUUACGGAGUUGCUUCAAACAGCCUUCGGGGGCAAGUGCCAGCACAGCGUUCUGGGUGACUUCAAGCCAUACAAACCAGACCAGGCCUACAUUCCCUGCUAUUUCAUCCAUGUGCUCAAGAAGAUGGACUGAGCAAGGCCUCAGCCUCCACAGCCCUCUGCCCAGGCGCUGCCAGGCUCUGUACGGGGAGGAGGGGACCCACACCAAGCCCAGCCCCCUCCAGUGCAGGUCCUGGGGUGUGGGGAGCGGCAGACUGCAGCUGGGGGGCAGGGAUUUGGGUUCAGGCAGAUGGAAAGCUGAACAAUAUAGUCUAUGCCUUUUUCACGUCCUGUA